Molecule: messenger RNA, 411 nt
Organism: Clonostachys byssicola
Lineage: Eukaryota; Fungi; Ascomycota; Sordariomycetes; Hypocreales; Bionectriaceae
Source: the annotation of a GenBank genome assembly
AUGAAUUCGCAACUGCAAUUGGCCGAUGCGCCCGAGGAGGACAAGAUAAAUUCCACGAUGACCAUUGCAGUAAAUGCUGCACAGCUCAUGGUAUUUGGGCCGAGCACUGCGCCAGUGGGCCAAAGUAUCCUCACUCGACCCAUCAACCCGAGAUGGCUACUCCGGCAUCCGAAGGGAGCAAACGACGUCGCAUUUGGCGAUUAUUCAUAUGAUGAUUUAUAUGGAGCUAUCGUGUCAUUCCUAUAUGUUGUGCACAACCGCAAGGGUAAUUCUAACAAGCUGACAGACAGACCGGGCCAGGAUACCAAGCUGGGCGAUCUCCAGCAUGCACCGGCAACAGUCCUCAAAGAGGCACACGAGAAUUUACUCACCAAAUUUCAACGGAUCCUACCAGGAACCGUCGUGGAAUAA